Molecule: messenger RNA, 810 nt
Organism: Fusarium pseudograminearum CS3096
Lineage: Eukaryota; Fungi; Ascomycota; Sordariomycetes; Hypocreales; Nectriaceae
Exons: 1
Coding region: 1-810 (269 amino acids)
Biological process (GO): alanyl-tRNA aminoacylation; regulation of translational fidelity
Molecular function (GO): nucleic acid binding; Ser-tRNA(Ala) deacylase activity; ATP binding
Source: RefSeq, a predicted model, not a curated record
AUGGCCUCAGCAGCGCGAACAGUCCUCGCUUUCCAGCGCAAUGCGAAGCUGUACUCGCUUGCCACACGCGUUACAGCAAUCCGUCCUUUCAACACCCUCGAAGACGAGAACCGUGAGCUAUUUAAGCAAGGCACUGACGAUGACUUCGCCGUUGUCACCGAGGAGACCAUAUUCCACCCUCAAGGCGGAGGCCAACCAUCUGACAUUGGAACAAUGACAAACGAAUCUGAUGCUCGCUUCACUGUUGCUUCUGCUCGCAUGGAUGCCGUGCGCGAUGGCCAGGUUUUGCACUUUGGGAAAUUCGAGUCCGAAAAGAAGUUUACAGAGGGCGAUACAGUCACAACAGAAAUCGACGUCGAGAAACGCCUUCUGUACUCUCGUUAUCACACCGCCGGCCAUGUCCUCGGCUCAGCAGUGAACCAUCUCCUAAAAGACAAAGUCGAAGGAUUUGAGGAACUUAAAGCCUCACACUUCCCAGACUCAGCAUCGUGCGAGUUUCAAGGCCUCAUCGAAGGAAAGUGGAAGGAUCCCAUCCAGGCAAAGGUGGACGAAUUCAUAGCAGCCAAGAUGCCGGUCGAGAUUGAGUUUUGGGAUGAGGAGGAUUUCCGCAAGAACGGACUGGAGCAUCUAACGCCUGAUGCGAGUUUUGUGGCGCCUGGUGAAAAGUUCAGGGUUGUCAGGAUCGUCGGAGCGGAAGUUUAUCCUUGUGGUGGAACGCAUAUUGAUACCACUGAUCAAUGUGGCGAGACUACAGUGAAGAAGAUCUCAAGGAGUAAGGGCAAAUCAAAGGUCAGCUAUUUGGUGAAAUAG